AGCUGCAGAUAUAUAUAUAUAUAUAUAUAUAGAGAGAGAGAGAGAGAGAGAGAGGAGUGAUAGCAAGACCAAUGGUAGUGGCGGCGGCUCUGGUGGCGUAGGACAGAUAGCGGCGUCGGUGAAGAAAGUGGUUCAGAACCUUAAAGAGAUUGUUAAUAAUAACUGUACGGACUCGGAGAUCUACUCCGUCCUUAGAGACUGUAAUAUGGACCCUAACGACGCCGUUCAACGCCUCCUCCUCUCAAGAUACUUUUAAUGAGGUGAAAAGCAGACGUGAAAGAAGAAAAGAGUGAGGUGGGCAAUUUACCGCAAAUACAAGUCCGUGUGAUGGGAACAUUACCAGAAGUGCAUGUCCGUCUGUUUUGGCAGUGGGUUGUGAGAAAGGCAAGAUGAAAGAGACACAAGAACUAAAAGCUCGAGCUAACAAUUAUAUGUCUAAUCAUGGUGUUAGAGGUGGUAGUGAACAUUCUUUUGGGUGGAGUGGACCAAUACAAAUCAGCUCCUAUGAGCUUGGUAAAGCUGCAUACAGGAAAGAGAAUGGCUCAGUUGCCUCUAUUCCCUAUUCUGCUUCUUCAACAUUACGUGUAACUGGACAAACUUGGAACGAGCAGCAUUCCCCUCGAAGGGAUAGGUAGAAGUUCUAAUAUGUCUGUUCCAUAUCCUACUGCUUCUUUGUCUGAUGAUGCCAUCAAAGCCGUAUCCUCAGCUGUGGUGAACAUACAACAACUAAGUUUAGGGAAGGAAGAGCAGUCGGUGACUCCUACUGAGGAUAGCCAGGGAGUGGUGCUUCCAAAUUAUUUGCAAGCCCUUUCUGCUGACUGCUCGCAUUUGAGCUUUGGAACCUAUAAAUCUGGCAAGAAUACAACAUGGUCCUAGCCACAAGCAUCCAGUUCCUUGACAGAUGACUUGCAAGAGAUCUUGACAAAAACAAAUGGUCCAUCCUCUAUGCAUUUAAACUCUAGGAACUUAGUAUGUUGUGAUGAAGAACAGCUUGAAUUUGAUUUUGAUACAAAUAGAGCAAAUGCAGAUGCUAGGAACUAUAAUUCCACCAAAUUUUCACAGGCAGAGCUUAGGAAACUAGAUAUUCCUGAUGCAGCAGUCUAUGGGAAUGAUUUUGUCUCCCAUUCGUCUAUACCUGGUUCUAGUUUCAAGAACAUCCAACAAUCAAGUUCUGCUUUGUCAUUUGUGAUUGACCCAAAUGCUGGGAAUCUUCCUCCUUUUCCAAGUGAAGUGCAAUCAUAUUCAAACUCUAUACCUAGUGAUUUAUUGGUGGCAAGUAUUCAGUCUAUAACAGCAAGAGAUUCUGCAGCAUUCCUUGCGUCGCAGUUGAUUUCAUCAAGAUACAGCAGUUCUGCAUCAUCCAUUAAGAACGCAACUGCAUCCAAGCCUGAGAUCAGUCCGCUUUUGAGCCACGUAUUCGGAAGGCAGCCUUUCUUAUUGUGGAAAGGUUUUAAAUUCUGGAGCCUUUUUUGCAUCCCAUCCAUCCUCACAGGCCUUGCAUGGUGCCAACCUUGCCACUGGACCUUUUACUUAAAGGAGCAUUUUUCAGCACAUUCUUAUUCUCAAACUGGCUACCUGGCCAUACCUCAAGGCCAUACAUAUGCACCAUUUGCUGUGCAACAAGCAUAUCUGAAUGGCAAUAUGUUCCAUGAAUCUCAUGGAGGGAUGAAGUCCAAUCUCCCACACUACAGACGUGCUGGCAUGAGCAGCUUUCCUCUGUCAGGUUUUUACUCAUCUGAUUACCAAAGUUUAGGGAAUUCUGCUGAUAUUCCUGGAAGUUUUCUGCACAAUCUAUCUGCUGGUCCAGCAGGCAGCAAAGCUGGUUAUGCUGACUUUUUACGCUCUCAGUACAGGGAUGAAGGAGCUAAUUUCAUCCAACUUCAACCGAAUGAUGUCUCUGCCAGAUGGGAUUAUGGACAUGGUUCACAAACCAUAUCAACUAUUAUGGAUAGUGCUUAUUACAGUUUACGAGGACAGAAUCACCUGCUUGCUGGUUAUCAACAGGGCCAGCUACAUUCACAGCUCCAUGGAGCUUUUGGGUAUCCUGGUGUUUAUAAUUCUCACGCAGGGAUCACAAUAGAGAAGCAGCAGCAGCAAAAGCAUCGUGAUAUGAUUUUAAAUGGUUCUCAAGGCUUGUCAUCAAAGCACCUACCCCAAAUUUGGCAGCGUAGCUACUAACGUCCUUUUGUUUUCAUUUUGUUAGCGGCAAGACAUUAUAAAAGCGUCCGAGUAGGAUGAUAUUACAGUUCAAUCAAAGUUUUCAGUUUUGUUUUUUUUGUUUUUUUGUUUUAGUGCUUUUGCAAUGUCCAAUUGUACAUACUUGAAAAGAGAAGCUGACUGGAAAUGACGUCUGCCUCAACGUUGUAUUCAAACUAAUUUCAAGUUGGGGUAUGAUUGCUGCCGGCUAAUGGGAUGGUCCUUUUUUGAUUGAUGGGGCGAUUCAUAUGUAGCUCUUACUUUUACGAAUGGCCUUCCAUGUGCAGCUCAUGGAUUAGUUAUUGAUUUGAUUAGUUACAUUUGUUGUCUAUUCUUUUGUUCCCUUCUAUCUUCAAGGUGUCUUAAUAUUUAUUUUUGCGCAAGCAGAAGUUUUGAUGUGGGUAUUUGUUGGGGAAGGCUAUUAACAUGAUUGAAGGACCAGUUGGGUUUAUUACAAAAUCACUCUUUCGGGUUCUCGCAAUA
Molecule: messenger RNA, 2679 nt
Organism: Durio zibethinus
Lineage: Eukaryota; Viridiplantae; Streptophyta; Magnoliopsida; Malvales; Malvaceae
Source: RefSeq, a predicted model, not a curated record